GUUGAUGUGAGCGCGAAUAUUCUUCAACCGAACUGGCCGACAGCAACGCUGAUGAUGAUGAUGAGGAAGCCAAAGUUGUUUGUUGGGGUGGUUGCGCUGCUGGGUGUGGUGGGCGCAUGCAUCACCCCAGCCUGCUGUGCAAAGGAUGAGCACACGUUUGACAAGGGUGAUAAAGUGCCCAUGUACGUGAACAAAGUGGGGCCGUACUUCAACACCCACGAAACGUACCACUACUACUCGCUUCCCGUGUGUCGCCCCGACAAGGUGGUUUCCCGGAGCCUGACGCUGGGUGAAGUGCUGGACGGAGAUCGAAUGGCAGAGGCUCUGCACGACAUUCGAUUUCGCGAGAAUCUGCCGAGAACGGACUUGUGCACAGUUCGCUUGACACCGAGCGACAUCCAUACCCUCCGCGAUGCCAUCGACGAUCUGUACUACUUUGAGUUUAUCAUCGAUGACAUGCCUGUGCGCGGGUUUCUCGGGCAGUUGGAGGAGCACGUGAUUGACUUUCCAAACACAUACAAAACGUACUUGUGGACGCACAUGCACUUCCACCUGCAGUACAACGACGACAGGAUUGUGGCGGUGAAUGUGAGCGAGAAGAGCGUGGAGGUUGAGCUGCCUCCUCCUUCCUUCCUUGCGGAGGCGGAGGAAGACACGUUUGAUGUCACGUACACCUACAGCGUCGAGUGGUCCGAGAACAAGCAGAUUUCCUUCAAGAACCGCGGCCAUCACGGCAAACCGUUCUUUCCGCACACUCUCGAGAUCCACUGGCUGUCCAUCAUCAAUGCUGCCGUUCUCGUCGUCCUCCUCGUCGGAUUCGUCUCCGUCAUCAUGACCAAGGCGUUGAAUCGCGACUUUGCGCGGUAUUCGCGGGACGACGACGAGCUGGACCAGGGCGCGGACGAGGACCAAGGGUGGAAAAUUAUCCACAGCGACGUGUUUCGCUUUCCCUCGCACAAAAGCAUCUUGUGCGCCGUUGUUGGCAACGGCAUCCAGUUUAUCACCAUCAUCGGCCUGCUGCUGCUGUUUGCUGUCCUCGGCGCGUUCAACGUGCGCCGCCAUCACGCCAUGUCCACGGCAGGCGUCCUCCUCUACGUCGCCACGGGAUUCGUUGCCGGCUUCUUCUCCACCCGCCUCUUUGUCCAGCUCGACGGACAGGGGUGGGCGUGGAACAUUGUGCUGACAUCGUGCCUUUUCACGCUUCCAUUCUUCAUCUCAUGGAGCUUCAUCAACAGCGUUGCAUGGGCGAUUGGGUCGACGCAGGCGCUGCCGGCGACCACCAUCAUCCUGCUGAUGCUCAUCUGGGUGCUCAUUGGCUUCCCGCUGACCGUCAUUGGCGGCAUUGUUGGCAAAAACAGCGCAGGGUCGUUCAAUGCGCCGUGCCGGACGAAGAACAUUGCGCGUGACAUCCCGCUGCAGCCGUGGUACCGCGCAGCGUCGACACAGCUCGUCGUGGGCGGAUUCUUGCCGUUCAGCGCCAUCUCGGUUGAGCUGUACUACAUCUUCGCCACCGUUUGGGGCCGCGAGCUGUACACCCUCUACGGCGUGCUCCUCCUUGUCUUUACCAUCCUCCUCUCAGUUGCUGCGUUCUUCUCGAUUGCGCUGACGUACUUCCAACUCAGCGGCGAGGACUAUCGCUGGUGGUGGCGCUCCAUCUUCGCUUCCGGGUUUACGGGCGUGUUUGUGUUUCUGUACGGCAUCUUCUACUUUGUCGAGCGGUCAAACAUGUCUGGCAUGCUUCAGACGGUGCAGUACUUUGGGUAUCUCUUCAUCGCGUGCUAUGCGCUCUUCCUCAUGCUUGGCUCCGUUGGCUUCCUCAGCUCCCUCUCCUUUGUUCGAUACAUCUACAAGAACGUCAAGUUGGACUGAUCUGUCAGUCUGUCUGUAUUUGUGUGCGGGUGUGUGUGUGCUGUCUGUCUGUGCUUGGUUCGUGCGUGUGUGUUUGUGAGUGCGUGCGUGCGUGUGUGUGUGUGUGUGUGUGUGUGUGUGUGUGUGUGUGUGUGUGUGUGUGUGUGUGUGUGUGUAUUUGUGUAUGUACCUCCCUGUCUCGCUCUGUCCCUCUGUGUGUCUGUGACAUGGUGUGCGUGUGUGUGCUGUGUGGUGUGCGUCAAUGUGCUUAUCGGCUACUGUUCAAGUGGCCCUCUGUUAUCCAAUUGUGGAGUACAACAUUCGCCAACGCCA
Messenger RNA from Salpingoeca rosetta, 2181 nucleotides. RefSeq names its product transmembrane 9 superfamily member 1. The record is from RefSeq and is a predicted model, not a curated record. The transcript has 15 exons. The coding region runs from base 52 to 1869 and encodes 605 amino acids. Gene Ontology annotation, cellular component: membrane. NCBI's taxonomy places the organism in Eukaryota, Choanoflagellata, Craspedida, Salpingoecidae. Gene Ontology annotation, biological process: protein localization to membrane.